This is a messenger RNA of Sapajus apella (tufted capuchin), 2288 nucleotides long. It is a transcript of the gene MED9, whose product is annotated as mediator complex subunit 9. The transcript is spliced from 2 exons. The coding region runs from base 119 to 562 and encodes 147 amino acids. NCBI's taxonomy places the organism in Eukaryota, Metazoa, Chordata, Mammalia, Primates, Cebidae. Gene Ontology annotation, molecular function: transcription coregulator activity. The record is from RefSeq and is a predicted model, not a curated record. Gene Ontology annotation, cellular component: mediator complex. Gene Ontology annotation, biological process: regulation of transcription by RNA polymerase II.
AGUGCGCACGCUCAGAGCCUUCUUCCACACCCCGCCCCUGCAGGGCGCACGGUGGUGACGUGUACAGUCCACGACGCUUUCGGUGAUCCAACCUCUGGGCUAACCUAACCCCGGCGCCAUGGCCUCUGCCGGGGUGGCAGCCGGGCGACAGGCGGAGGAUGCUUUGCCGCCAACGUCCGACCAGCCGCUGCCGGACAGCAAGCCGCUGCCGCCUCCUCAGCCGCCGCCGCCGGUCGCUGCGCCUCAACCUCAGCAGUCGCCGGCGCCGCGGCCUCAGUCACCGGCCCGUGCGAGGGAGGAAGAGAACUACUCCUUUUUACCUUUGGUUCACAGCAUCAUCAAAUGCAUGGACAAGGACAGCCCCGAGGUCCACCAGGACCUGAACGCCCUCAAAACCAAGUUCCAGGAGAUGCGCAAGCUCAUCAGCACCAUGCCCGGCAUCCACCUGAGCCCCGAACAGCAGCAGCAGCAGCUGCACAGCCUCCGGGAGCAAGUCAGGACCAAGAACGAGCUUCUGCAAAAGUACAAGAGCCUCUGCAUGUUUGAAAUCCCCAAGGAGUAGCCCGAGGCCGACUUCCGGGAGCACCUGAGAAAGAGGGGAAGCAAAUGGCCUGUCACCCCACGGCCACCCCCCCGGCCGAACGCUUGUUGGGGCACAGUUCCUGUGGACCCCAGCUCAGAACUUCAAGCUGCAGGGGACGGGGUUCCUGUGCUGUGCGAGUCGCCUGUGCGGGAGCCAGCGCCGAGCUUGGCUGUGCUGGGGCUUCCUUGUGUAGAUCCAUAUGUCUAGAUGCAUAAUAACUGGAGUGCCUGCCGGUGCAAGUCAGAACGCUCCUGGAGGCUGCGGAGCGGGUGGAGGACUCUCCCCUGCCUCUGGGGAGGGGGCCAUCUGCUGCGCGUCCAGCCCCACUGACAGAUCUGAAGAACACAGUAGGAAGGAGGCGGCUCCUCUCUGCUUCCUCCCCUCCCCUCCUCCCACCCCCAUAGGAUCAGUGUGUACCAGGUACAUAUUGUUCCUGUUAGCAGCAGCUUCUUGAAACAUUUGCAUAGAAUCCACUGGACAAAUUAAGCCUGCACUCAUAUGGCGUAGAGCUGUGAGAGAAUGUUUUGAAAGGCCAGAGGGUGGCUUUUUUCCCAGUUUGGUUCCUUUUCUGUUUGAGCCGUGAAGGAGCUAUAGCUGUGGGGGUGUCAGCCCACAGCCCUGCCAGGCAGCCCCUGCUGCAGCUUCCCUCUUCCUAGCGCUCUCCUCUCCGUCAGCCCUUGCUCUCUUCCUCUCUCGGCACCUUCGGUCAGUGCCCAGGAGUGGCCAGACCACUUCCCAUCUGCAGUGCUUCGCCAGGGCUGGCAAGGGGCCGUCCUUUCCACUCAGGCUGGAAGAGGUCUUCAGGCGAACAGACCUUCCCUCUUCUGCCAUUUCAGAUUCCCAUUGCCCUGGUGAAAAGGUCUUUCCCUUCUGGCCUUCUCACUUGUGGCAGCGAUGUGUACUGUGCUGCAGAGGGGUUCAUGAUGCACCUUGUGUUCAGAGAGGGGCAGCUCGGGGGGGCAGUUCGGGUGGUCCCCAGCCAUGAGCUAGGCCUGACAGUGACACAGCCGAGUUUGAGCUCUUAAAGGUUCAUAGCAGCCCUCAUUUCACCAGCGUCCCUGAUUGCUUCCGGAUGGGACAUUUUCUUUGUGUGCUCUCCCUUGACUCAGAUUGAGGUAAGAGUAGUUCUCACCCUUGCCUCUCCAAGAGGAGGUGCGAAGUCCUGGAGUGUUGUUUGGGUCUAGGAAUGGGCACGUAACCUGCGCUGACCACUUUGGGGGCUUAGCAGAUGCCCGCCAACUGACCUCGUUGGCAGGAGGACUGGGUAGAGAUGUUUUUAGCAGAGCUGCCAUUAGUGUCCAACUGCAGCCACCUGUCAGAAAGUGGGUGGCAUAUUGGGGACCUGGGGGUGUGUGAAGGAGGAGACCAGAUUUCAGUGGCUUUGCACAGAAAAGUAGGCUCUGGAUUCAAGUGGGUGGUCACCUGUUAGACCAGUUCUACCUUGGGACUGUUAUUUAACUGAAUCAGUUAUUUCCUUGAAAUUUCACAGUAGUGGGUGGGCCAGUUUUAAGGCUCUGGCAGAUACCAUGAAACAUGAAGCACAUGGAAAUCCAAGACCCUCGGAGUCUGUCUGAAUGCAAGGCUGAAACAAACAAGGGCUCCUCACCGGGGUGGAGGGAGCCGGAGCCUACCUUGUGUUCCUGUUUUGACUUGUGACAUUUUUCAAAUGCGUAAUUAAAGGGACUUGUGCUCCGCUGUCUCAGGA